This is a messenger RNA of Cladocopium goreaui, 547 nucleotides long. The record is from the annotation of a GenBank genome assembly. Lineage: Eukaryota; Dinophyceae; Suessiales; Symbiodiniaceae.
UGGACGAAAGCAAAGCCGCUCGCUAGCCAUGGGCGCCGAAUUGUCGUCUCCAACACCUAAUUUGGAGUCAGUCUUAGAGGGCGUCGGCCCAGACAUGCGCGGCAAACUCCCUCCGCAUUUGGCAUUGAUGACUACAAGGAAUUUGAGGUUCCAACACGUUGCAAUUUGGAGAGAUCCCUUCUUGGGCGGGACGAUUGAUCACCACACUGUGGUCUAUGAAUACUUGGAGGGCAGGCGCUUGAUGAGCCUGAAGUUAGACUGGGGUCGUGACGGAUUGCAUUUCCAUGACAGCCCAGAGGACCCUUGUCCAAAUGGAGAUGUCUUAGAACGGAAACGGCUACUCCGUCUCACUCCAGCAGAAGUCCAGAUUCAUUGGGAUGCUGUGAAGGAGAGAGAUUACGAACUCUCACGUUGGAACUGCCAGCAUUUCAGCAAGUACAUGUACGAGAAAGCGAGUGAGGGUCUGACAUGACCUGAAGCGCAGCCACAGAGCUUGAUUAGGUAGUGUACCAGUGUACCUAACAUGGCAUGGAAGACUCAUAAAGCC